AUGCACAAAAAAUCCAAAUUAAGCCGCUAUUUAAGGCAGCCAUGUAUACAGCAAGAAAAACUAGAUAUAGAUAUAGAUGAUCAGAUUAGUGUGUCAACAUCCUUACUUAAAAAGAAGAAUCUUCAUAAAGAGCGAAUAGAUGAAAAUUCUAUCUAUAUUAGUUCUUAUAGCAUAUGCUUGCCAGAAAAACUACAAAUAAUUGUGGAUGUUCACCAAGAAUUAAACGGCACAUCUAUAUGCACGCCGUGCAUCUCAUAUAGGGGCAGAGUUUUAAGUGAAUGCGAAUUACAGGAAAAUAAAGAAAUUGUGGAUAUUCAUAAAACAUUAAACAUAGAAUCUCAAGAUAAACCUCAGGCUAUUUCUAUAAAUAAAAAUGAAUAUAGAAAUAGCUUAGACGAAAAGAAUAGAAUUUCAGAUAUUUACAGAGAAAUAAAUAAAGAAUUUGGAUAUAAUCCAUAUAUUUCCACCACCAGCAACGGUUUAUCAGCAUAUGGAUCCAUUUCGCUGUGCAAUAGAGAAUUACAAGCAAGUUGUCAUUGCGUAAGCAAAAAUUUCAUAUCUGAAGAGUUAAUUAAUGAAAUUGAACCAGUAUGUUAUACGCAUAUAGAUGAUGAACGGCUCUACUUCAAUGAAUCGGUUAAGAACAAAAAGAAAUCCCAAAAAAACGACAAUGAACUGAAUUUGCACAAUAAUUUCAAAUAUAGAUCAUAUGGUGGCAAGCAGGCAUAUACUUUUGUUCUAGCAAGACUCUUUGUGAUAUUUCUUAUUCUUAUAGUAGCCACAGUAAUUACGCUCAUUAUACUGUAUGCUAGUAAUCAAGGGGCUUUUUUAAAAGUACUUUAA
This is a messenger RNA of Nematocida parisii ERTm1, 843 nucleotides long. RefSeq lists its product as uncharacterized. The coding region runs from base 1 to 843 and encodes 280 amino acids. Lineage: Eukaryota; Fungi; Microsporidia. The transcript has a single exon. The record is from RefSeq and is a predicted model, not a curated record.